AUGGGUUUGAUCGACAAGCUCCAAGCGAAACUCGAAAUAUAUCGUCUCGAGCAGAGAUAUACCCGUCGCAAGAACCGCACCACUUACGCCACGGACGCGCAAUACGUCGACGGCGAAUACAUUUACAACUCCGACCACGACAGUCCUACCGUGUCGGCCAACUCGACGGGCAGCUCGCAACGGUCCAAGAGACAGACCGCGCUGUGGACGCCGGCUCCUCAUCGGAGAUGA
Molecule: messenger RNA, 231 nt
Organism: Capronia coronata CBS 617.96
Lineage: Eukaryota; Fungi; Ascomycota; Eurotiomycetes; Chaetothyriales; Herpotrichiellaceae
Exons: 2
Coding region: 1-231 (76 amino acids)
Source: RefSeq, a predicted model, not a curated record